Molecule: messenger RNA, 459 nt
Organism: Enhydra lutris kenyoni (northern sea otter)
Lineage: Eukaryota; Metazoa; Chordata; Mammalia; Carnivora; Mustelidae
Gene: ARL14EPL
Product: ADP ribosylation factor like GTPase 14 effector protein like
Exons: 3
Coding region: 1-459 (152 amino acids)
Source: RefSeq, a predicted model, not a curated record
AUGAAUGAACAAUCAGACAAAAGCAGUUCUACUCACGAGGGACACACAGGUCAAAGUUCUCCUGAGAAAAACUGUCAGAUUGGACAAAAGCAACUGCAACAGAUAGAGCGGCAGUUAAAAUGCUUGGCGUUUCAAAACCCCGGACCACAGGUAGCCGACUUUAAUCCUGAAACGAGGCAGCAGAAAAAGAAAGCUCGGAUGUCAAAGAUGAAUGAGUAUUUUUCUGUAAAAUACAAAGUUAGGAAGAAGUAUGACAAGAGUGGUAGGCUAAUCUGUAAUGACGCUGAUCUGUGUGACUGCCUGGAGAAGAACUGUCUGGGGUGCUUCUACCCUUGCCCCAAGUGCAACUCCAACAAGUGCGGGCCCGAGUGCCGUUGCAACCGACGCUGGGUCUACGAUGCCAUUGUCACCGAAUCCGGGGAGGUCAUCAGCUCGCUGCCCUAUCCGGUCCCUGACUAG